Molecule: messenger RNA, 2112 nt
Organism: Thalassophryne amazonica
Lineage: Eukaryota; Metazoa; Chordata; Actinopteri; Batrachoidiformes; Batrachoididae
Gene: glt8d2
Product: glycosyltransferase 8 domain containing 2
Exons: 10
Coding region: 312-1472 (386 amino acids)
Cellular component (GO): Golgi apparatus
Molecular function (GO): glycosyltransferase activity
Source: RefSeq, a predicted model, not a curated record
CCAGAUAAUCUACGACGUCCAGGUGUCCGUGUCUGGCGGCGUAGUGCAGCAGCGUGUCCCCGGAGCGGCCGAAAUGUGCAACCCUGACUGUCUGAGUCCAUCCGCACGAUCGUAUCUGUCUGUCCAAAGAGUCCAGCUGUCCCUCCUGACAUGACUUCUGCCAAGAGGAGGAGAUUAUGUUUUCCCAGCAGAUGUGUUGAGAGCUAAUGCAGUUUCUGGCACGAAGAUAGUGAGGAAUCAGCUGCAGUGAGCAAGAUGAGUCACAUCUGGAGGCAAAAGGAAGAAGGGAAAAAAGCUGGGAGAAGAAAAAAAUGGGAUUGUUGGUGAGGGUUGAGCCUCAGUCCUCAGUGUUUUUACAACAUGGACCACAAACGCCAGGAUCUAGUCUGACCAACUCCACUGCUGUGUUUUCUCUUAAUCAGGUUCUCUUGGUACUGCUGGUGCUGACGGUGUGCGUCCUCCUACACAGCAAGCUGCUCAGACCCUCCAGUCAGCACAAACUCUCAGAUCACCGGAAGGGCGCCGAUAACACCGCUCGGGCUGCAGCCGUGAAACCUUCAGAGCCCGAUAAUUUUGUGCCCAUCAUCAUCUGCGCAUCAGAGGAGCGUAUGGGUGCAACCAUGGCAACCAUCAAUAGUGUCUAUAGCAACACGGAUGCCCGCGUGAUCUUCUAUAUUGUUACUCUGCGUGAUUCCGUCAAACUGACAAGGCAGUACAUACAGAAGACGAAACUGAAAGCCAUCAACUACAAGAUACUGGAGUUUAACCCCAUGGUUCUUCGAGGAAAGGUGAAACCAGCCACUUCCCGACCUGAUCUGCUGCAUCCUCUCAACUUUGUGCGCUUCUACCUGCCUAUGCUAGACAUCAACCACAAGAGGGUGAUCUACUUAGAUGAUGAUGUCAUUGUGCAGGGUGACAUUAGCAACCUGUUCCACGUUAGACUGAAGCCAGGCCACGCUGCUGCUUUCUCCACAGACUGUGAUCUUUCCACCACACAUGAGAUUGUGCGCAGCGUCGGCAUGCAGACAACCUACAUGGGUUUCCUGGACUACAGGAAGCAGGAGGUUAAGGAUCUGGGUAUCAACCCAGGCGAGUGUUCGUUCAACCCUGGUGUGUUUGUAGCAGAUAUGAGUGAGUGGAGGAAACAAAAGAUCACCAAACAGCUCGAAAAAUGGAUGGAGGAGAAUUUCAGGCACAAUAUAUAUAGCAGUACGAUGGCGGGUGGCGUGGCAACUCCACCCAUGCUAAUAGUGUUUCACGACAAAUACACCACACUGGACCCACUGUGGCACAUCAGACACCUGGGUUGGAGUCCAGAUGUUCACUACUCAAAGGACGUCCUAAAGGAGGCACUGCUGCUGCACUGGAAUGGCCCAUACAAACCCUGGAGUCACCCUGCUGUUCACACAGACCUGUGGAUAAAGUGGUUCAUCCCAGACCCCUCCGGCACCUUCUCCAUGUUUCUACGUUAGAGUGAUAGUUGAGAAACUGUGGCAUAAUAAUAUUAAUAAUACAACUUUAAAUACAAUAAAAACAAAAUGUAUUAUUAAUGAUAACAUAAAUAAUAUAAAUUUAAUCAUAUAAAAUAAAUGUUCAAACUUGUUCAAAAAUGUCAAAUUAUUUUUAUUUGUAUUAUUUAAAAUAAUAAUAGUGAUGAUGGUUAGAUAUUUUAUAGUAAUAUACAACUAUUUAAAUAUUAUUAUUAUUAUUAUUAUUAAAUAUUUAAUUAUUGAUAUAAUGUGCAAAUAGUAUGAAAAAUAUGUUCGUAAUAUUGUAUUGUGUACAAAAUAUGACUAAUGUUUCCUCAAAAAUUGAAUAUUGUGGUGACAUAACUGUGAACAUAUAAUAUGAGUGAGACAGAAUAGUAGCAGGAACUUUACGUCUUAAACUGCGGUAUGCUCGAUGAAAGUUGCAAACUGAUAAUUAAUUUAUAAAAUUAAUUUUUGCUUUGUAAAUAUGGCAAAGAAAUGUUGACAUUAGCCAAAUCCAUUACUGAGUGUUUCCAAAUGCUGAUGCCUUCACUGAGAUGAUUUUUGAUAAAUCACUGUAAUUAAAAAAAAAUGUUUGAAGUAACAUUUAUAGCUGGAUGCUCCUGAGCCAAGAAAUUAAAAA